Messenger RNA from Polyodon spathula (Mississippi paddlefish), 3774 nucleotides. RefSeq names its product NIPA like domain containing 3 (gene nipal3). The coding region runs from base 267 to 1442 and encodes 391 amino acids. The record is from RefSeq and is a predicted model, not a curated record. The transcript is spliced from 11 exons. Gene Ontology annotation, molecular function: magnesium ion transmembrane transporter activity. Gene Ontology annotation, biological process: magnesium ion transport. Gene Ontology annotation, cellular component: membrane. NCBI's taxonomy places the organism in Eukaryota, Metazoa, Chordata, Actinopteri, Acipenseriformes, Polyodontidae.
AAGGGACCGACUGACUGCUACGAGCACAUCUACUUUACUUGACCUCAAUGACAGUAGGGUUUUGCUUACUGUAGUUUCUUUCGGCUCAUUAUUCGUUUGCCUGUGAUAAAUAAGUUUUAAAAAACCGAAGAUGGUGUGGGUAUUGCUGCACAGUAUUGCGGUACCAUAGAACAUCUCUUUUGUUUGAACCAUUUCCUGGUGCGAAGGGACCAGGACACUGUUUAUCUCGACACACGGGUGUGCCUUACAAGCGUUUUUAGUUAAAAAUGGAAACGCAAUUAGUCGCUGCGCUGGACGACAAGUCCAAUUCUUACAAGGAAAACCUCAUCGGGACGUUGCUGGCUAUAUUUGGGAAUCUUUUCAUCAGCAUUUCACUCAGCGUGCAGAAAUACAGCCAUGUGCGUCUGGCUGGCUUGAAGGACACACGGACCUAUUACUGGACGAAGACCUGGUGGCUUGGGCUGCUGCUGACGAUAGUGGGGGAGCUGGGAGUCUUCACCUCGUACGCCUUUGCUCCCCUCUCACUGAUAACACCCCUGAGUGCAGUCUCUGUGAUAGCAAGUUCAAUAUUAGGAUUCAUCUUUCUAAGGGAUAAAUGGAAACCAAAAGAUUUUUUAAGGCGAUAUGUUUUAUCCUUUAUAGGCUGCGGCCUGACCAUUGUUGGGACCUACAUGUUUGUUACGUUUGGGCCCAAUACUCACGAACGACUGACUGCAGAAAAUAUAGUUAAACAUCUCAUAGGUUGGCCUUUCCUCUUAUAUUUGCUCCUGGAGAUCAUUGCUUUCUGUUUGCUGCUGUAUUUUUACAAGAAAAAGAAUGCAAAGUACCUUGUAGUUAUCCUCAUUUUGGUAGCACUGUUGGGCACUAUGACUGUUAUUACAGUGAAAGCUGUAUCUGGAAUGCUGGUCCUCUCCAUAACAGGAAGCUUGCAGCUCAACUACCCCAUCUUCUACAUCAUGUUUGUGUGCAUGGUAGCAACUGCUGUCUUCCAAGCAUCGUUGUUGACCGAUGCUUCGCAACUUUACGAUUCUUCCCAGAUUGCCAGCAUUAAUUAUAUUCUUUCUACGUUGUUUGCUAUCACGGCAGGAGCAGUAUUUUAUUUGGAAUUUAACCAUGCUGAUGUUCUACACCUAUGUAUGUUUUUUUUGGGAUGCUUGAUUGCCUUUUUAGGAGUCUUCUUGAUUACCAGAAAUCGUAAAAAAUCGAAAGCUUUUGAACCGUAUGUCACGAUGGAUGCUGUGGCAGCUCUUCCAAACAUGCAUGACAAAGGGAGGAUGAUACAGCCGGAUUACAAUGGGUCUUUUUCGUAUGGGGCACUGGUGAGCAGCGAUUCCAUGCCGGAGAGUUAUACUCCUGCCACGCUGCCUAUAGUACAGGAGCAACACAAUUCCAAAGCUGCAUCUACAAUGCCUUACUGGGCAUCCUAUCUUAAAAAGGACUAGACACCCGAGGAGAAGAGCAUUGAAAGGGCAAGGAAGCGCGUUCUAUUACCAAAUUGUUGUAUUUGAAUGACCUUGUUGUUGUUUAAAUUUAUUUAUUUGUACAUUUAAGCUUUGAUGUACUAAAGACUGAAAUACCUUUUAAAAGCAGACCAGGACAACUUGCCUUACUGAAAGAAUUUAGUUUGUCAGCUGCAGUUGUAGCUGUGUUACAGUGCCCAUACUACUGCAAGAUUGUUCAUCCUCGGCUCAUCUCGAUAGUCCCUGAUAUAUUCAUACCCCUGAUGUUGUUGAUAGUUCUUGCCAGUUUUAAUUGUCAAGUUACUACCUGCAACUAAGUGAAGUUUACAGUACAAGGAAAAUGCAUUCUUACUCAUUGCAACGGCCCACGUCUGAAAAACAGAAUACCCCUGCUUUGCUUCAGAAAGAAACUACAGGAAGUUUUGUUCGGUAUUUUGUAUAUUGACCCUCAAAACUACUGUACUGCAUGUGGAGAUCUUAACCAUGAUGGAGAACUUUUUGCAGCUCUUGCAACAUUUGGGGUUAGGACCUGAAGGCAAAGGAUCAUGGUCUGAAAUGCGGUUUGAGAAGGCAGUCUACUGUAAAUGAAAGGGAAUUAUAUUUUUUAAAGUAAUUGUAUUUGAAACGUUUAAAUGUACUCAAGGUAAUUUAUUUAAAGUGUUAUUAACAUACUAUCUUCAGAUUUCCUGUUGACGGGAUACACCUUAUAAAACAAGGUGUCGGGUGAGCUGGAGUGUGUUCUCCUGCGUUAAUAUUUUCAUUCUAUUAAAUUACAGGCUGAGUCUAUUUUACUGUCUGGUGUACUAGCAAACCCUAGCGUUGUGGGCAGGGUAUGCUACUUAGGGUAUAUUUUUAAAAUGCCUUUAAAUCGAUAGUUCUCUUAGACCAGCACAAAAUGUUUAAAUAUGUACUCUUAUUUAUCCUUGUUAUAGAGCUUUAUUGGAAAUGUAAUUUUGUACCAGGAGUUGUAUUGAUCGGACCUUUGAUUUCUUCGGCUAAAGCUUCGAGUCGCUCUUCCUUUGGUACAAAUCCGGGCUGAACAUCACAGUUGUUUGAUUUCAGUAUUAUGUGUGGAUACAUUGACUGGAGUUCAGUUCACUGAUUUAUUUACUAACAACACUUUAGAAAGCAUUACCUGUUCUGUUCGGUUACAUGCGUCAUCGUUACUCCUGCUGGGCAAUACAAAAUUAAAAAUAAAUGCCGUAUUUGUCUUCCAAACACUGUCUCCUUUUAAAGUAAAUAUAUCCAACAGUUGUUGCUGAGGAAUUGAGAUCACAGAAACAUGAUAGUCUGAGCAAACCAAACCAACCUUCGAUACUGUACCUGUAAUUAUUAUCCAUUCAAAUUCAGUCAGAACUAGCAAAAUCUGUACAUGUGGCACAAUAAUGAUUGUCAGCUAAGGUAUUAAUUAAAUAUAUUUUGUUGGACUUAAUACCCAUUUUAAUAAGUGUGUACACUUAGAACAGUGUUAGAAGCAUAUUUACAUUAUUGUUCUGUGAAGCAGCCAUGACAUUUUACAAUCAGUAUAGCAGUUGACAUGCAACUAAGCUUCAUUGAUUCAAAUAAUGUUAAUGGUUUCACAUUGCGUUCAUUGUAGUCUCUGGUGUUCACGUUAACCGUGCUACCAAUGACCUGAAACUAAAUCAAAAUGAUAGCAUUGGUAUUGUGGUUGGAAUGUAGUUUUUUUUUUUUAAUGAUUAUGUGUGCUGGAAUAAUUGCAGACUUCUGCUGCAAUAAGCCGUUUCUAGUAAAUGAAAAGUUAUUUAUUGCCAAUUUUUGUAUAUAAUGUGAUACAAACUGCUUUAACGUUUGUGCCAGCACUUGCUAUUAAAUAUACAAGAUUUAAAUACACGUGUAUAGAGCGCAAAUUACCCAUUAAUCUUCUGCUUCCUCUACCAUUAAAAGUUUGCAUGGUUGCCUCCAUACUGGCAAUUGUACAGUAUGCGGCUGAGUGCAAUGGGAGGGAAUAGAGUAAUUGGUCUGCACAAAUAAUAAUAAUAAAAAAAAACAAGAUCUGUGACUAAACAAAGCUAAAGGUGACCAGAUAUCUCAACCGACUCUAUAACUAUAUUGUAUUUAUUAUAUAGCUGUAAGCAAGUCUGCCAUGCAGCUAAAACUUUACUCUAGGGUCUGUUUUUUGUGCUGCUGUACACUACUGUAAUGAAUGACAAAUGAACUGCUGACUGCCUUAUUGAAACUCGUCUGUGUAUUUUGUCAGAACAAUCUCUCAUGUUUUAACAUUGUUGUGUGUGUGUGUUUUUUUUUUGUUUUGUUUUGUUUUUAAAUAAAUAUGGAAGCUGGCAAAUAAAAUGUA